Condylura cristata (star-nosed mole) is the source of this 1753-nucleotide messenger RNA. It is a transcript of the gene ZNF70, whose product is annotated as zinc finger protein 70. NCBI's taxonomy places the organism in Eukaryota, Metazoa, Chordata, Mammalia, Eulipotyphla, Talpidae. Gene Ontology annotation, biological process: regulation of transcription by RNA polymerase II. Gene Ontology annotation, cellular component: nucleus. Gene Ontology annotation, molecular function: DNA-binding transcription factor activity, RNA polymerase II-specific; RNA polymerase II transcription regulatory region sequence-specific DNA binding. The record is from RefSeq and is a predicted model, not a curated record. The transcript has a single exon. Bases 40 to 1386 code for a protein of 448 amino acids.
UUUCAAGAAAUAGUUUUUGGGGCUAUAUUAGGUUCCCAAAUGGAGGUUCCCUCAGCCACCAAACUUGAUGAAAACUUUGUGUUUGCGAAUGGGUUGGAGAUGCAACAAGAAUUCUUCCCGGAGGAGGAACUGGGGGACCCUUUUCUUCAGGGAAGGGGUUUAGAGCAAAUGGCUGUUAUCUACAAGGAAAUCCCUCUUGGGGAGCAAAAUGAAGAACAUGAUGAUUAUGAGGGCAACUUCAGUCUGUGCUCAAGCUCUGUUCAGCAUCAGAGUAUCCCCUCAGUAAAUAGACACCAGGAUGAGGAAAUUUUUGGUCAAACAUUCCUCCAAAAGUCAGACCUUAGUAUGUGUCAGAUAAUCCAUGGUGGUGAAGAACCCAGUGAACAUGAUUGUGAACAAGUGGGCAGGGGGGACUUGAGACCUAGUGAACCUCAUACAAUUGUACAACCAAUAAAACCCUAUGCAUGUCGGGAAUGUGGGAAGGCCUUUAGCCAGAGCUCUCACCUUCUCAGGCACCUGGUGAUUCACACUGGGGAGAAGCCCUAUGAGUGUUGCGAGUGUGGGAAGGCCUUCAGCCAGAGUUCUCACCUCCUCAGACAUCAGAUAAUUCACACUGGGGAGAAGCCCUAUGAAUGCCAGGAAUGUGGAAAAGCCUUUCGCCAGAGCUCAGCCCUCACACAGCAUCAGAAAACUCACAGUGGGAAGAGACCCUAUGAGUGCAGAGAGUGUGGGAAAGAUUUUAGUCGGAGUUCAAGUCUCAGAAAACAUGAGAGAAUUCAUACUGGAGAGAAACCUUAUCAGUGUAAAGAAUGUGGGAAAUCCUUCAACCAGAGUUCAGGUCUGAGCCAGCAUCGGAAAAUCCACACCUUGAAGAAACCUCAUCAGUGUGACCUCUGUGGGAAAGCCUUUUGUCACCGGUCUCACCUCAUUCGGCACCAGAGGAUUCAUACUGGGAAGAAACCAUACAAAUGUGAAGAAUGUGGGAAGGCCUUUAGCCAGAGUUCCAACCUCAUUGAGCAUCGGAAGACCCACACUGGUGAGAAACCCUACAAAUGCCAUAAAUGUGGAAAAGCCUUCAGCCAGAGCUCUUCACUCAUUGAACACCAGCGCAUACAUACUGGGGAGAAGCCCUAUGAGUGUGGUCAAUGUGGGAAGGCCUUCUGCCAUAGCUCUGCCCUGAUUCAGCAUCAGAGAAUCCACACUGGGAAGAAACCCUAUGCGUGCAAUGAGUGUGGCAAGGCCUUUCGGCACAGGUCGGCCCUUAUUGAGCAUUAUAAAACCCACACCAGAGAGAAACCAUAUGUGUGUAAUAAAUGCAGCAAGUCCUUCAGGGGAAGCUCACACCUUAUUCGACAUCAGAAAAUUCAUGUUGGGGAGAAGCUGUAGAAGAAGCUCACAAAAGCAUGAAAGCCUACCCUAAAUAGAACCUAUGCCCAACCUUGAUGGAUGACCCUCUCUCCCUCCCCGAUAAAAGUGCUGAAUGGAAAGGUGCCGAUCUAAGCACUCCUGAACUUGGUACAUACUGGCAACAGGCUCCUGGCCAGAUGCCCUGAAUUAUUCAGGUUUACUGAACAAAAAAAGGGAUCAGGGUGAUAGGAAGGCUGUUGAAAUGGAAGCACAUUGGUAAAGAGGGCUGCCCUUUUGUUUUCUCAUUCUCAUAUCUGACUUCCAAAUCUGUGAGAUUGAGAUUUGCCCUCAGCUUGAUUUUCCCAGUAUCCAGAAGAAGAAAAAAUGUCAGCGGGAGGAAGAUGAG